Molecule: messenger RNA, 1688 nt
Organism: Erpetoichthys calabaricus (reedfish)
Lineage: Eukaryota; Metazoa; Chordata; Cladistia; Polypteriformes; Polypteridae
Gene: spef1
Product: sperm flagellar 1
Exons: 7
Coding region: 103-813 (236 amino acids)
Biological process (GO): regulation of cytoskeleton organization
Cellular component (GO): axoneme
Molecular function (GO): microtubule binding
Source: RefSeq, a predicted model, not a curated record
CACGAAAUUAACAAAUCCUUAAAGUGCCAGGUUUGCUCAGGAGGUCGUAGACGACAAUAGUAUUUUUGCGGUAAUAACGGUUUGUGUUUAUGUUUGUAAACAAUGAAUGAAGAACUUAAGGAGGAGUCUUUGCAAGAGCUUUAUGCUUGGAUCGACCAAAUCCCUCUUUCCAGACCUAAGCGGAACAUAACGAGAGACUUUAGUGAUGGAGUGAUGGCAGCAGAAGUGGUGAAGCAUUUUUACCCUAAACUUGUAGAGCUGCAUAACUACAUACCAGCAAAUUCAACUCAUCAAAAACUAUCAAACUGGGCAACUCUUAACAGGAAGGUCUUUUCCAAGUUAAACUUUCACAUUACUGAAGAAACAAUAAAAAAGAUAAUUAACUGCACAAAUGGCAUUAUUGAAUCUGUGCUUUGUGUACUGAGAGAGAGACUUGAAGAAAAGCGCACAGGAAAGUGCAUAAGUAAGAGAUAUAAUAAAGUACUUCCACAGGACUUGGAAUAUUACACCAUUUUUGAUGAAAAAGCAAUAGCAGAAACUGGGGAAAAUGUAACCCAGAAGAAAGGCCAAUCACACCCAGAUGACUGGAAGUACCCAGAUAGAUCCGGUCAGAGUAAUAUGCCAAACAAUCAUUUGGAUCCUUCUGUCCGACUGCUAAUUGAAGAAAAAGAGCAAGCAUUGUUAGCUCUGCAGGAAACUGUUGAGAUUCUUCAGAUGAAAGUACACCGGCUAGAGCACCUGGUGCAACUGAAAGAUCUACGAAUUGAAGAUUUGACAAGGCACUUAGAAAAGUAUAAAUUACGAUUAAAAUGAAAAAUUAAUAGAGUUUUGACAACUGAAUGACUAUACAUUUCAAAAAUAAUUUUACCAACCCAUGUAAUACAUUUUCAGUUGAUAAAGUCUAAAAGGACUUAGUAAGAAAUAGGUUUUACUUGUAGAACCUCUUGAUUAAAAAGAAAUCCAGGUAUUAUAAUUAAUUAUUUAAAAAUCAUACAUAAUGGUACAAAUUCGCAUACCACUGGUAAAAAUGUCUUAUGAUCUGGUCGUCUGUUAACAGUAAGAAUAGUAACCUUGUUCUGUAACAGGUGACCCGUGUUUUUAUUUUUUAUGUUUAACGCAACCAUUUAGUUAAACUACAUUUAGACUUUUUCCUAUGGAAUGAAAACUUUUUUUUAUUGACAUUUCUAUCACAGAAUUUAUAUCAGUCUUAAAUAGAACAUGUACAACUAUCUUUUAGAGUUAAAAAUGUGUUGUAUUCUCAGUUUCCCACAUAUAAACUCAUGAUUCAAUUAUCAGGCUGCUGCUGCUGAAAACAAAUCUGGUGACUCCUGCCGCAUACACAAAUGGCCUACCACGGAUAAUUGACAGGCCAUUUUCUAUACCUUACUGCAAACAAACCAUUGCCUUCACCACAUUAGUGAAUUUCUAAAGGAAACACUGCAUAUUAGAAGGUAAACAGGCUUAAGAUCAUUAGGUUUAUUUAAAGCUAUCAUUGUAGAAAAACGAAAUAUAACAGCUCUAUUAGUGCCAUACUGUGUAAUGGUCUGUAUUAUUUUUAAGAAGUUAAUUCUGUACUGAAAAUGUCUUUAAAACCAAUUAUUUAAAAAUGCCUAUUUUGUAGGAAGAAUACCAAUUAUUGAAAUUCAGUGUAACAUAUAUAUUGACACAGGUGGUAACACAUGUUGCAA